AUGAUCACCGCACAGCCCGUCCUAGCCCCUCUUUCCCGGAUGGAGUCAGACUACUCGACCGCUGGCAGCGACGCUGACAAGCCGCACACUACUUUUGUUGAGGACAAGCCGCGUCUGGAAGCGGUCUCUGAAGCUGACGAGGAUCACAUCGGAGAGGCUCAGUAUCAGUCCGCGAAGGACGGUCCCCCGAUCACCCCGGAGCAGAACCGAGCUAUCCUCAGGCGUAUCGAUCUGUGCAUCCUGCCGCUAUUCUUCAUUACUCAGACGCUGCAAUUCGUCGACAAGACCGCACUGAACUAUGGAAAGGUAUACGGUAUGGACAUUGCGACUGGCCUAGUCGGCGAUCAAUUCUCCCUUACCGCUAGCAUGUUCUACAUUGGCUACCUGGUCGCACAACCCAUCUUCUCCACCCUCAUCGGUCGAUACCCCGCUGGCAAGGUCCUUGGCUGCUGCACCGUCCUCUGGGGAGUCGCUGUACUUACGACGACCGCCAACAAGAACUUUGCGGGCGUCAUGACCAACCGAUUCUUCCUAGGUGCACUCGAAUCAGCGGUCACGCCUGGACUUUCCUUGAUGACUGGCUUCUGGUACACUCGCGCCGAGCAGCCGUUCCGUCAGACUAUAUGGUACACCUCUGUCGGAGCAGGCGGGAUGAUCGGUGCCUUUCUCGCAGCCGGUAUUGCCAAACUCUCGGAUAACCCUGUACCCCGUUGGCAGCUGAUCUUCUACAUUCUCGGCGCAAUUACCACCGCGUGGGGCUUCGUUCUGCUCUUCCUUCUCGCCGACUCUCCCGCCGACGCCUUCUGGCUCAAGAAGGACAUUCGCGCACUCGCCGUCGUGCGAGUCGCCGGCAACGGCACUGGUAUCAAGUCUCGCAAAUUCAACAAGCGUCACGCCCUCCAAGCUCUCCUCGAUCCAAAAACAUGGCUCCUCUUCAUCUCGACCUUUGCAGGCGCACUUCCCAACGGUGUCACCAGCAACUUUAGCGGCUCGAUCAUCACCGGUAUGGGCUUCACCAGCUUUAACGCCGCUCUUCUCGACUCGGCCGGACGCGCGAUUCAAAUCGUGACCCUCCUCAUCGCUGGUUACAUUGCUAGCCGCUUUGCCAAUUCGCGAGUCUUGAUGGUGACCUGUGCUUGGCUCUUGCUUAUUGUCGUGGGUUCCGAGGGAGAACAGCUGGCCAAGACUCCCAACUGCUCUUCUAUCGGAUUUGCUCUCGGUCUCGUCAUGAUCAGCGCCAACAUUGGCGGGUACACCAAGAAGUCCAUCACCUCGUCUCUCGCCUUUCUCGGCUAUUGCUUGGGCAACAUCGUUGGCCCCCUCACCGUCUUGUCUAGCGAGGCUCCGGUCUACACUACCGCUACCACAGCUAUGGUGGUCUCUUUCACGGUCAAGCUACUGGCUCUGCUCACUCUUGGCAUAUACAUGAUGUGGCAGAACAAGGUGCGGGAUCGCAAGUAUGGUCCAGCGAACAAAGAGCGGGCUGCUGCAGCGGGUAUGCAGGACAAGAGCGAGCAGGACAAUCCGGACUUCCGGUACGUGUAUUGA
Molecule: messenger RNA, 1548 nt
Organism: Dioszegia hungarica
Lineage: Eukaryota; Fungi; Basidiomycota; Tremellomycetes; Tremellales; Bulleribasidiaceae
Product: MFS general substrate transporter
Exons: 13
Coding region: 1-1548 (515 amino acids)
Biological process (GO): allantoate transport; tripeptide transport; dipeptide transport
Cellular component (GO): plasma membrane
Molecular function (GO): dipeptide transmembrane transporter activity; allantoate transmembrane transporter activity
Source: RefSeq, a predicted model, not a curated record